GGGGGAGCGGGGCGGCUCAGCACGGCUCGGCUCGGCUCGGCCAGCCCCCUGCGCCUCCCCGCCACGCCAUGGAGAGGAGCCGCGCCGGGCGGGAGCCCCAGCCCCAGGGGAAGACACCAUCCCCAAUGGGAGACAGCACGCCCACCCCAACCUUGUCACCCCACACGCCUGAGGAUGCCCUGCAGGGAGGGCACACCUCCCCCCAGCUUGACCAAGCCGUUCCUCCAGCCGUGGUCCCCUCUGAACAGCCUGUCUUGCCAGUCCCUCCAGCCAUCACGCCCUCCCAAAAGACCACCUCACCUGUCCCUGCUACUGUGACCCCCUCCAGGCAGUCCAUCUGCCCCCCUGCCAUGACGCCCCCUCCUGAGAGCAGCACCCCACAGCGUGACCGACCUGUUCCUCCAGUCAUGACACCGUCAGGACAGCCUGUGUCUCCCAAUGCUGCAGCUGUGGCCCCUUCAGCAGAGAGUGUCCCUCCCUGGGACAAGUCCUCUCCUGGGCUCCCCCAGCCCCCUGUGACAAAGCAGCCCAAAGAAGAGGCAUUGCCCAACGCCAGCAGCCAGCCUGGCCCCGUCCACACUGCGGCUGCUGCCCCUUGCCCAGCAGAGACACUGCCCUCUGGGAGCAAAGCCCCAACCCCAGCUGGCAGUGAAGGAGCCCCCUCCGAUGCCAAGAGCCCCCCGGCUGGCACAGCUGGGCCCUCAAAGGAUGUGACUCUCCGCAGUGACCGCCCCUCCCCAGCCGCAGCCUCACCAGCUUCUGCUACCAGCUCCAAGCCCAAACAAGAUGCUCAGAAAGCCCAAGCAAGGCACAAGCAGGCGAAGGAGCGACGCGAGGAGAGGGCCAAGUACUUGGCUGCCAAGCGGGUGCUGUGGCUGGAGAAGGAGGAGAAGGCACGGCUGCUGCGGGAGAAGCAGCUGGAGGAGCGGCGCAAGCGCCUGGAGGAGCAGCGGCUGAAGGCGGAGAAGCGCCGGGCGGUGCUGGAGGAGCGGCAGAGGCAAAAGCUGGAGAAGAACAAGGAGCGCUAUGAGGCAGCGAUCCAGAGGUCAGCCAAGAAGACGUGGGCAGAGAUUCGGCAGCAGCGGUGGUCCUGGGCUGGGGCCCUGCACCACGGUUCCCCUGCACACAAGGAUGGUGCGAGCCGCUGCUCAGUGUCCGCUGUAAACCUCCCCAAACACGUCGACUCUAUAAUCAACAAGCGGCUCUCCAAAUCCUCCGCCACCCUCUGGAACUCUCCCAGUAGAAACCGGAGCUUGCAGCUGAGCCCAUGGGAGAGCAGCAUCGUUGACCGGCUGAUGACACCCACCCUGUCCUUCCUGGCACGCAGCCGGAGCGCAGUGACGCUGGCUGGGAAUGGCAAAGAGCAGGUGCCAGUGUGCCCUCGCUCAGCCUCCGUCAGCCCCCUCAGCCCCUGCCACAACCACCGCCUGCAGCACCGCUGCUGGGAGAGGCGGAAGGGUGCCGCUGCCAGCCCCGACGUCACGCCACGCCGCAGGACCGAAUCCUCGCCCCAGAAGAAGAAGGAGAAGAAGGAGAAGGAGCGGGAGAAUGCCAAGGAGCGCAGCGCCCUGUCCCGCGAGCGCAGCCUCAAGAAGCGGCAGCCACUGCCAGGGGCACAGCCCCGGCUGCCACCCGCAGCAGACAGCAGCCCUGGCCCCAAGAACCGUCCCUCAUCCCCUGCCACCCCCAAAGCCCGCCCGGCAUCCCCCAGCCCAGCCCUGGGCUCUCCCCACAAGCCUCCACUGCCCCGCAGCACCCACUCCUCACCCAAGGUGCGGGCCAGGGCCCGGGAGGAGCGGGGGGAGCAGGAGGGCCAGGUGAAGACACGUGAGAAGAAAGAGGAGGCACGGAGCCCAGCACCCCCAGCCCUUCCCGAGCCCCCCAGGGUUUCCACAGAGCCCCCCAAGGUGCCCACAGAGCCAGCAGCAGCCCUUCUGGCCCCUGCAGUCCCCAGCCCUGUGCCAGCAACCCCCCCAACCCGACCCUCAGCUGGCACCACAGACCGGGAGGAGGCUGCCCGGUUGCUGGCAGAGAAGCGUCGCCAGGCCCGCGAGCAGCGGGAGCGUGAGGAGCGGGAGCGCCGCGAGCAGGAGGAGCGAGAGAGGCGGCUGCAAGAGGAGCGGGCACAGGAGGCAGCAGAGGAGCAGAGCCGCAGGGAGGCCCUGGCACGCCAGCGGGAUGAGGAGCGGCGGCUGCAGGAGGAACGCGAGGCCCAGGAGAGGGCACAGGCUGAGCGGGAGGAGACAGAGCGCCUGCAGAGACAGAGGGAAGAGGCUGAGGCCAGGGCACGGGAAGAGGCUGAGCGGCAGCGCCUGGAGCGGGAGAAGCACUUUCAGCGCGAGGAGCAGGAGCGACUGGAGAGGAAGAAGCGCCUGGAGGAGAUCAUGAAGAGGACACGCAAGUCAGAUGCAGCAGAUGCCAAGAAGAAGGAGGACAAAAAGGUGGUGAAUGGGAAAGCAGCUGAACCAGAGGAUGUCUCAGGCUGCGAGAAGCGUGCAGGACCGAUGCCAAAGGAGGAGGAACUCCCUGAGACACAGACGACAAGCACAGGCACUCCAGGGGGGCCAAAGGGUCUGGUGGGUGAGGGGCUGCAGCCAAGCUCCCCAGCCAAGGAGGUGGCAUCUCCAGCAUCACUCGUGAAUGGCGUGCAGCCCAGCAAGCAUGAGAAUGGCUUCUCAGGCACAGAGGGCUCCCAGGAGCUGCUGGAGCUCUCCCACCACAGCAGCACCCCAGCAAGCAUCAUCCCCUUUGGUGACAAGGAGCCCUUCCUCAAGCAGGCUGUGGUCAAGCCCCCCCAGGUGACAGAGGUGCUGUGAGGGCCAGAGCCGGGCCCUAGCAGACGUCCCCAUGGGGCCACCGCACGCCUCCUGACUCUGGACACCCACGCAGAACCGUAGCUGUUGUCAGAACAAGAACCUUGCUGCUCCCCUCCACUUGCCGCGCGCCCCCGGCCCUGCCGCGGGGGGCUGGGGCAGCGUGGGACCCGCCAGCAAGGCGGCUGCCCGCUCCCUGCCUGCCACGGGGGACACCUGGUUUCUCUGUUACUUCGUUUCGUUGGAUUUUUCGUUUUUUUAAUAUGCACCUUAUCAGACUGACACCCCCACCCUAGCAGCCUUGCCAGAGCCGCCCCAGACGUGUGGUGUAAUAAUGUAGUUAUUUAACUUGCUGGGUACAAUGUCUGUGAAUACUGUAAAUAGAGCUCGGCCAGGCACCGGGGGCACCGGCCUGGCCCCGUGUGGGGUGGGAGGACUUGGGGGCUUGCCAGGGAGAAGGGAUGCAGCUCGGCUGCACGGGAAGGUCGCUCCCUGUGCCCACGUCCCUGCGCAUGUCUGCGUGCGUGCUGGGUGUCCCCGUGCUGCCCGAGCAGCCGGGGCCUGGCAGGUGCCAUGCUGCUCUCCGUGCCGUUGUGACAGUGUUAUGCAUCUGGACAACCUUUGCCAAUAAUAAAAGUGGACAA
Dryobates pubescens (Downy woodpecker) is the source of this 3457-nucleotide messenger RNA. It is a transcript of the gene MAP7D1, whose product is annotated as MAP7 domain containing 1. Gene Ontology annotation, cellular component: microtubule cytoskeleton. The transcript has 18 exons. The coding region runs from base 69 to 2816 and encodes 915 amino acids. The record is from RefSeq and is a predicted model, not a curated record. NCBI's taxonomy places the organism in Eukaryota, Metazoa, Chordata, Aves, Piciformes, Picidae. Gene Ontology annotation, biological process: microtubule cytoskeleton organization.